This is a messenger RNA of Parasteatoda tepidariorum (common house spider), 4952 nucleotides long. It is a transcript of the gene Chd1, whose product is annotated as chromodomain-helicase-DNA-binding protein 1. Gene Ontology annotation, cellular component: chromatin; nucleus. The record is from RefSeq and is a predicted model, not a curated record. Gene Ontology annotation, biological process: nucleosome organization. Gene Ontology annotation, molecular function: histone binding; ATP hydrolysis activity; chromatin binding. NCBI's taxonomy places the organism in Eukaryota, Metazoa, Arthropoda, Arachnida, Araneae, Theridiidae.
AUUUAAAAUAAUUUUUUGGUUGAACUUAAAUGAAAUAGCGACGACCUUUAAUAUGCAGCUCUCACGUGACUUCGCGAGAGUUGCUACGUCACACUCAUUGUAGGAGAGGAAGCUGAAAAAAUGGUGGAUGUAUGCAACUCUUUCGUAACGUGGCUACAUCGUAUGCCUAUGUUGUGAUAUACUAUAGUUGAAUAUCUUCUUACAUUGUAUCUUGUGAAUUAAGCUAGUUUUAAAUAUCUAUUAGUUACUAUUUUUCGGAAUUAAUUCAGAAAUUAACGUGAUUUUUAUUUUUAUCGUGCUGUAAUGCCGCAAUGGAUGCCAUCAUUCUGUCUGCCAUCUUGAUGCGAUAAUAAGCAAAGCGAUGCUUUGAUUUCGUGAGCUUAUUUAGACUUGCGAUUUCAUUUAAAAACAUUUUAUUUUUCGCUACGCUACGGUUUUGAACUUGAAUAUUUCUUUAACUAUCGAAAAUAAUAAUUUUUGGAUUUUGCUCCAUGUGAGAAACUAUGGAUAAGGAAGAGGAAUCACAUGGAUUAUCUACAAGUGGUGAAUUAUCCUCAAGCAUAAGCAAUGAUAGGGAUUCAUCUGCUUUGAACCAGACUCUAGAUUCAACUAAUGAAAAUUCUGGCAGUGACUCAGAUUCAGAUUCUAGCUCAGGAUCUGGUAAAUCUGGCUCUGCAUCAAAAUCAGAAGAUGAAAAAUCUAAUUCUGGGAGAUCAGCUAAAAGUUCAAAUUCAGGAUCUAACAGUGGCUCUGGAUCUGACUCUGGCUCAUCCAAUAGUGGUUCUGACUCAGGAUCUGAGUCAGAAGCAGAAAGUCAUGGGUCUGCUAAAGAUGCUAAAAUUAAAAAAGAGAAGCAGAGUUCACAUUCAGAAAAUGAGUCUGCUCAUAGUGAAGAAGAUAGCAAAAGUUCCCAUGGUAGUUACAACUCUAAGGCAACUAAAGCAAAAGAUGUUAAACGUUCUCCGAAAGGCCGUCGUGAUUUAGAUGAUCUUAAAACGCUUUGGGAAGAGAACCCUGAAGAAUUUGGUAUACGAAGGUCUGGUAGGUCAAGAAAAGAGCCAGAAAGGUACACAAUUGGAGAUGAAUCUGAAGAAAGUGAUAGUGGACAAAAAAGGGAUUCAAAAGGCGGAAAGCGUGUCAAGAGGAAGCAAUCUCAAGACUGGAAGGAAUCUAAUAGUGAUAGUGACAGUGAUGAUAGUGCUUAUCAAAGUAAGAGGUCUGCACCUAGAAAUAAAUCUACUCAUUCAGAAAAGAGAAGACCUGUUAAAACUUCAAGCUCUAAGAAAAGGGUCAAACCUAAAAAGAAGGGGCAUAAUUCAUCAGACGAAGAUUAUUACGAUUCAGAUGGUAGUGAGAAACAAGUUCCAUUACGGCAGUCCAGAAAGAGUGUUAGCUAUAAAGAGCAAAGUGCAGACGAAACAGAUUCAGAUGAUCUUGUUGAAAUAGAAUAUACUGAAACUAUAAUGGAGGAAGAGACUGCAGAGUGCAUUGAGAAGGUACUUGAUCACCGUACUGGCAAAAAAGGAGCAACUGGAGCCUGUACUACUGUUUAUGCUGUGGAUGAUUUUGGUGACCCAAAUACUGGUGAAGCUACUGAAACAGAAGAACAAUUUUUGAUAAAAUGGAAGGGCUGGUCUUAUUUGCAUAACACAUGGGAAACAGAAGCGACCCUUAAAGAACAAAAAGUUCAAGGAAUGAAGAAGCUUGAAAAUUACAAGAAAAAGAAUGACGAGCUGCUAGAAUGGAAAUCUUUUGCUUCUCCUGAAGAUCUUGAAUACUAUGAAUGCCAGCAGGAGAUGUCAUUAGAUGUUCAUACUCAACAUAUGCACAUGGAAAGAAUUAUUGCUCAUGGCCCAUCGAAGAGUGGUGAUGGUACUGAAACAGAAUAUUUUUGUAAAUGGUCUGGUUUACCGUAUAUAGAAUGCACUUGGGAAGAAGGUAGUCUAAUAUCCAAGAAAUUUCAAAGUAAAAUAGAUGAAUAUUUUGUGAGGCAAAAAAAUCAGAAGAUACCGAGCAAAGCUUGUAAAGUGCUUAAGAUCCGUCCAAAAUUUAUACCUCUUAAAACUCAACCUAAAUAUGUUGGUGGUCCUAAUGAUUUGGAGCUCAGGGACUACCAAUUAGAUGGUCUUAAUUGGUUGGCAAAUUCUUGGUGCAAGGAAAAUAGUGUUAUUUUAGCUGAUGAAAUGGGACUGGGUAAAACUAUCCAGACUAUUAGUUAUCUGAACUAUCUAUACAAUCAGCAUCAACUUUAUGGGCCAUUUCUAUUGGUUGUUCCUUUAUCAACAAUGACAUCUUGGCAAAGAGAAUUUGAACAAUGGGCCCCAGAAAUGAAUGUUAUUAUUUAUCUUGGUGAUGUGAAUAGUCGAAAUGUGAUAAGGCAAUAUGAAUGGCAACAUCCUGGUAACAAAAGGUUGAAAUUCAAUGUUCUAAUUACUACUUAUGAAUUGCUUCUGAAAGAUAAGGCAUUUUUGGGAAAUAUAAGCUGGGCUGUUCUUGGAGUAGAUGAAGCUCAUCGAUUAAAAAAUGAAGAUUCAUUGCUGUAUAAAUAUUUGUAUGAGUUUGAUACGAAUCAUCGUUUACUGAUCACUGGAACACCCCUUCAAAACUCACUUCGAGAACUUUAUGCUCUUCUGCAUUUUAUAAUGCCUCAAAAGUUCUCCUCUUGGGAAGAGUUUGAAGAGGAGCAUAAAGACACAGCUGAUAAAGGCUAUCCUAAACUGCAUAAACAACUUGUACCUUAUCUAUUAAGAAGAGUAAAAAAAGAUGUUGAGAAAUCAUUACCUGCUAAAGUUGAACGAAUAUUGCGUGUUGAAAUGACGACUGCUCAGAAACAAUUUUAUCGUUGGAUUUUGACUAAAAAUUAUAAAGCUCUUAGUAAAGGAUUGAAAGGAAAUGUUUCAAGUUUUUGUAAUAUAAUAAUGGAAUUAAAGAAGUGUUGUAACCAUGCUUUUCUAAUAAGACCUGUUGAUAAUACUAAUAACUUGGACCACUUACAACACUUAAUUCGUUGCAGUGGAAAGUUAGUGCUAUUAGACAAACUCUUGUGCCGUCUAAAAGAAACUGGCCAUAGAGUGCUCAUAUUUUCUCAGAUGGUCCGAAUGUUAGACAUUUUAAGUGAUUACAUGCAGCUACGUCAUUUUUCAUAUCAGCGCUUGGAUGGAUCAAUAAAAGGAGAAACUCGAAAACAAGCGCUUGAUCAUUUUAAUGCUGAAGGAUCACAGGACUUCUGCUUUCUGUUGUCAACUAGAGCAGGUGGGCUUGGUAUUAAUCUUGCUACAGCUGAUACUGUUAUAAUAUUUGAUUCUGAUUGGAAUCCUCAAAAUGACUUACAAGCACAAGCUAGAGCUCAUAGGAUUGGUCAGAAAAACCAAGUUAAUAUUUACCGUUUAGUAACUAAAACUAGUGUUGAAGAGGAUAUCAUCGAAAGGGCUAAGCGAAAAAUGGUUUUAGAUCAUUUAGUAAUUCAAAGAAUGGACACAACUGGUCGCACAGUUAUGCAACCUAAUAAAGCACCUGGAAAUAGUGCAACACCUUUUAACAAAGAGGAAUUAUCAGCAAUUUUAAAGUUUGGUGCAGAAGAAUUAUUUAAAGAAACCGAUGAUGGAGAUGAAGAACCUCAGGUGGACAUUGAUGAAAUUCUAAGUAGAGCAGAAUAUAGGGAUGAUCAAGAUCAACCCAUGUCUGUUGGAGAAGAGCUUUUAUCAGCAUUUAAGGUGGCUAGUUUUAACUUUAAUGAAGAAGAAGUGAGCAUGCAAAGUUCUGGUGAUUCAAAAGAACAAUCAAAUGAAAAAGAUUGGGAUGAUAUUAUACCUGAAAAAGAGAGAAAACAGAUAGAAGACGAGGAGCGAGAAAGAGAAGAAUUAGAGCUUUACUUGCCUCCCAGGAGUCGAAAAUCUGUUAAAAAGGAAACCAAAAAUUCAGAUAGUGAGUCAGCCAGCGCUGGGUCAGAUAAUGAUGAUUCAGAUGAGGAUCGACCCAAGAAAAGAGGUCGGCCAAGAAUAGUUAAAAAUGAUGCUAUCAAGGACUUUACUGAUGUUGAAAUUAGAAGGUUUUUGAAAAGUUACAAGAAAUUUCCUUGUCCUCUCAAAAGAUUAGAGGCUAUUGCCAUGGAUGCAGAAUUACAAGAAAAACCAUUCAAUGAAUUGAAAAAAUUAGCAGACUUAAUUAAAAAUGGUUGUGAUAAGGCCAUGAAGGAAUUUGUGGAUAAGAAGGACGAAGAAGAACCAGCUGUGAAAAAAAGAGGAAGAGAAAAGGGUCCAUCAUUUAAAGUUGGUGGUGUUAACGUCAAUGCUAAGACUCUUGCUACAGUUGAGAGUGAGUUGGAACCUUUGGACAUCAUAUUGCCAUCAGAUCCGAAGGAAAGGAAAAGCUGGGUAUUGCGAGAGCAUGUUAAAGAUGCACAUUUUGAUGUUCCUUGGGGACCAGAGGAGGAUUCUCGACUUUUGAGAGGUGUCUAUGAGCAUGGCAUGGGAAGUUGGGAAUCUAUCAAAAUGGAUCCUAAUCUUGAUCUAGGAGAAAAGAUUUUACCUGAUGGAGAACAAAAGCCUCAAGCUAAAAAUUUACAGACUCGUGUAGAUUACUUAUUAAAAAUUUUGAAGAAAAUGACUCUUGUGUCGCCUGGUCAAGAAAUACCAAAAUCAAAACGUGGUCGUAAAGUAAAGACUGAAGAAGGUCGCAAAGUUAAGGCUCCCCGCAAAAGCAAGAUUGAAACAAAACAUAUUAGUAAAGCUAUUAUUGAUAACACAGAUAGUGAUGCUUCCGAUUCCUCCACCACUACUAAAGAGACUGAAAAGCCUGUUGUUAAGCUUGAACCAGCAUCUCCAGCUCCUAUUAAAUCAAUAGUUUUAAGUGAUAGUGAAUCUUCAUCAAAGAAAAAGAAAACAAAGAAAGAACCACCUGAGAAACCAAAACCACCAAAAGAAAAAGUAAGCUAUUAAGUUUUUGCAUAUUUU